GAAAUACCAGCGUGAGCGUGGACGUGACGUGAGAACUCACGUUGAACGUUCUUUUGAAAUAGUUUAAUUUGUUAUGGCUGGUAUUUCUACAAAGACUGUGCACGAAAUCUUUCAGACUAUGGAUUAUGGAUCAUCCACCACGAACACUGCAACAGCACAGUCCUGGCUGGAGAAGCACUCUCGCACUCUUGGCUUCUUCGUUGAUGGGAAAUUUUCCAGCCCUGCAGACAGGCAGACCCAGGAUGUGACUGAUUCCAAAGCAGCGGUGGUCUGCAGCACUGUUUGUGCUAAAGAUGAGGAUGUUGUUGCUGCUGUCUCCUCUGCAGAUCAAGGCUUCAAAACCUGGAGGGAAAUGAGCUGUUACCAAAGAGCCAAAGUCUUACUCAAGUUGGCGAGUGUUCUGCAAAGACACAGUCAGUGUGUAUCUGAGCUGUGUGAGCUCUCUCAGUCUUCUACCUCUCCUACGGUGCUCAUUAGACUGGCCCAAUACUACGCCAGCUGGGCUCAACUACGAGACACACUCAUGCCUGAGUGGACCCCGCAUGGUGUCGUGGUAGUUUCAGAUGACUGCACUGUAUAUUUUCUUAUGCUGAAAGUUUUACCAGCCCUAUCUAUGGGCAAUGCUGUUAUUGUAGUGCCUGGCAAGACUACCACUCUUCCUGCCCUUCUGUUGGCUCAGCUGUUUAUGGAGGCUGGACUCCCUGCUGGAGUGUUAAAUGUGGUGACAGGCAGUGAAGCACUGGCUGCCAAACUGGCUCAAAAUCCACAAGUGACCUACCUGACCUAUUGUGGAUGCAAACAGACCGGAGAAGCUGUGGCUAAAGCAGUGGCUGGCUGGGGAGUCCCCAUGUCUUUCUCUCUCUCACAAAGCUCUGUGUGCCCUUUUAUCAUCUUUGAUUCGGCAGACCUCGACAGUGCUGUGGAUGGAGUGAUAGAGCUGGCCUUUAAGAAGAAGAGAGAUUUCCAGUGGGUGCUCUGUGUGCAGGAAUCAGUGUUGGACAGUGUUGUGGCGAGGCUGAAGUUGAGAAUGGCUGGGAUGAAAUGUGUUUCUCUUGUCACUGAGACUGACAGGAACCGUAUAGAUGUUGUUGUUCAGGAGGCACAGCAGCAGGGGGCAAUACUGAUCCAGUCAUGUCCUCCUCCUCCUACUGGAGGUCUCUACCCUCCUACUGUAUUAUGUGGACUGGCUCCCUCCUGCGAAUCUGUGAUUUCACCUCCUCCAGGCCCUGUGCUGCCUCUCAUAUCCUUCAGGAGCUCUGCUGAGGGAGUUGCACUUGGAAAUCACAGUCCUCAUGGUCAGGCUGCCUCCAUCUGGACUGAAGAUUUGACUCUGGCUUUGGAGUCUGCAAAGAGUCUGUGCUUGGGAUCGGUGUGGGUGAACUGUCAUUCUGUAAUGGAUCCCGCACUGCCUAUAUGCGGACGGAGGGAGAGCGGGAACUGCACCGAUGGAGGCAGAGAGGGGCUGUAUCAGUUCCUUCGGCCAUCGCUUUCACCCUCCCUCCCCCGCUCCAGUCCCAGCUCUAUCAACUAUGCUGCAUUUGGCUCUGUGGCAUCCAAGUUCAUGAUACCUGAAGGAUUUGAUCCUUCCAGUGUCCCUCGCUUUUACCCACAGUUAGUGAGUGGUCAGUUGCGUAAAGCUGACUCGGGCUGCAGCAGGUCAGUGUUGGCCCCUGGGGGUGCUGUUCUGGCUCACUGCCCAGAUGGAGGCAGGAAGGAUGUCCGGAAUGCAGUAGAGGCCGCCACUAAAGUCCAGCCUGGGUGGAUGAAGAAGAGCCCUGCUACACGUUCUCAUUCCAUUUAUUCACUUGCUGACAGUCUGGAUAAGAGGAGGCAGGACAUGGCUGUAUCAAUCCAAACUCAAACCGGCAUCUCAUUUGAAGAGGCAGAGAAAGAGGUGGAGCUUAGCAUCUCCAGGCUCUCUGAUUGGGCUGCACGCUGUGAUAAAGAACAGGGUGGAACUCCAUUCCCGCCCCAGUCUGGCUCUGCCCUGUCAACUCCUGAGGCUUUAGGAGUGCUGGGAGUGAUUCUCCCCAGCUCUAAACCUCUGCUCUCUUUGGUGUCUCUGCUGGCGCCUGCUGUUGCCAUGGGAAAUGCUGUUGUCAUGGUGCCAAGUGAAAAAUACCCUCUUCCAGCUCUUGAAUUUAUACAGGUCCUACAGGCCUCUGAUAUCCCUGCCGGUCUGGUCAGUAUAAUAACAGGGGGCAGAGAUCAACUAACCCAGGCACUUGCCAACCACAGUGUGAUUCAAAGCAUUUGGUAUUGGGGAAGUAAAGAGGGCUGUCAGUUUCUUCAGUACUCUUGUAUCAGUCCCCUUAAACGUUUGUGGCUACAUUGUGAAGAGGAAGAGGAGAAGGAGGCAGGCCGAAACUGGAGCAGCUCAAAUCCCUCUCUUCAAGAAGAACUUUGGAGGAAGGCUGUGGUCUGGAAGAGUAUAUGGAUCCCUUCUGCAUAAAAGCACUUAUCAUUCAGUUUUAGGAGGUGAGGGAGCAGUAGUAGAUACUGUUAAGUUUUCACACAAGCCAUUUAGACAAUAAAGAGUGGCCGGGGGUGUUACAAGAACAUUUUUCACUUUCACAAAGUCACGUAUAAUAAGAAAGUACUUUUUAUUAGUAUCCUAUGAUAGACGGUUGUAUUCUGACAAAUUAAUAACUGUUAUAACUAGUCUAAUUUGUUUCAGUACAGUAAUCAGGUUUUAUUACAGUGUAAAAAUAAUAAUAAAUUGCCAUUAUUGUACAGAACCAACAAUUAUUUGUAAAACACAUUGUGCUCUUACAUAUUGCAGUGAAUUUCAGUUCCCUGUUGUCAUAUGAGAGGGGUCUCGAUAUGGUUGUUACUACGGUAUAUGGAUAUAGUUGCUUAAAUGAAAACUGUAAUUAAAAAGAUUAAAUGAUCAGAAAACUGGUCUAAAAUGUGUG
Messenger RNA from Rhinichthys klamathensis goyatoka, 2915 nucleotides. RefSeq names its product aldehyde dehydrogenase 16 family, member A1 (gene aldh16a1). Gene Ontology annotation, molecular function: oxidoreductase activity, acting on the aldehyde or oxo group of donors, NAD or NADP as acceptor. Bases 74 to 2452 code for a protein of 792 amino acids. The transcript has 17 exons. Lineage: Eukaryota; Metazoa; Chordata; Actinopteri; Cypriniformes; Leuciscidae. The record is from RefSeq and is a predicted model, not a curated record.